UAAUCAUGUCAUUCGUUACUGCUGUGAGAACUGCAUUUUAUGUUAUAUUACGUUUUUUGACUCAUAUAGUAUUUAAAGUCUUUUAUCGUGAUUAUGGUGUAUUUCAUUCAGAAAAUAUUCCUCCCGACGAUGGUACUCCAAUAUUAUUUAUUGCCGCCCCCCAUGGAAAUUUUUUAAUGGAUGCAAUUACAAUUUUUAUAAAGCCAUUUGAUGUUAAAAAAGUUGAUGGAGUUGGCUUAGUAAGGGUUAUCGAAGAAGGAAGAGUAGUAAUAGGUGAUGAUCUUGGUAAUGAACUUAAAGUUGGUGAUGCAUUAUAUGUAGAAUUUGAAGAACCUGACCAUGAAAUGUUGAAAGAAGCAAGUGGUAUUGUUGAAGAAAUCAUCAGUAAUGAUAAAGUACGCAUAAAAGAGCCAGGAAUGAAGUGGUCCACUAAAGGAAAACGUAAAGGACAAUUAAAACGUUUAGUAGAAUAUGGUAGUUUUGUUAUUCGUGUUGAUCGUGAGAGUACUUUAACAAAUUUGGAAAGAUUUUUACCAAAAAAUGUGACAAGAACUAUUGAUAGAUUGUCUUCUUCUCCUGGAGUGUUGACUUCACCAGUUUCUGAUGAGCAGCCUAAUGAUAUUGUUAUUCAUUCAUCAAAUCAGGAAGUAACUGAGCAUACUCCUUUAAUUCCUGAAAGUUCUUCAAGUAGUCGAAGGAGUUCAAACAUUUAUACUGUUCCGGACAUUCCAACAACUUAUUCUUAUACUCGUAUGCCCCCUCAUUCUGAAGUUUACUCUGCUGUGCAUAGUCAUUUUGCCAAAUCUAAUUGUAUAGCUAUAUUUCCUGAGGGUACAUCACACGAUAAUGAGCAUAUGUUAUCAUUAAAGUAUGGUUGUGCAGUUAUGAGCUUGGGUUAUCUGGCAUCUAAUGAACCUGAUGCCUCAGGAAAUCCGAGAAGGUUAAAACUCGUACCUUGUGGAUUGAACUUUUUUGAUCGUCAUUCGUUUCGAAGUCGUGUGUUUGUCGAAAUUGGUCCUACAAUAGAAAUUGAUAAUGAAUUGAUAGAAAUGUAUCGUGCCGGAGAUGAAUCUAAGCGUAAAGGUUUUAUUACAUUUCCCUAUUAA
Messenger RNA from Racocetra fulgida, 1106 nucleotides. The record is from the annotation of a GenBank genome assembly. NCBI's taxonomy places the organism in Eukaryota, Fungi, Glomeromycota, Glomeromycetes, Diversisporales, Gigasporaceae.